AUUGAAUAGAACACGUGGGUAGAGAGGCUGAUUCGUGGAUUUAGAUUAAAUAUUCGCAUACUCACAAAAGCAUCUCUUCCAUCUCUAAAGCUCAUUGCAUACCCUCGCUUCUCACAAAGCUAACCAUUUCACUUCCAUCUUCAAGAUCCUGCAAGUCCUCUCUCUAUUCACCAUCAACUAGGGUGGUGGAACACAGAAUGGGGAAAAUUCAGCUUAGUCUGCAAUGCAGGGAAAGUUAUAGUUCCUGAUAUGUAUUUUGCUUGUUAUGUCUCCUUGUUGGUGUGAUGAAACAAGUCAGAAUGCAGGUUUUUUGGCAGAGGGAAUAAAUUAUUAGAAUAAGGAAAAUAAGGGAGAUGCUUGGUGCUUUGACAUGGUUUUUGAAUUUGUUUUAUAUUUGGUGAUAUAACCUACGUUCUGAAAAUGGGAAGUCCUGACAUUGACAAGUCUGAAGAAACCAAUAGACAUAUUGACAGUAACACAACAAAAUGCAACUCUAAACAACAGACUGUAGAGAAAGCUAAUGAACGUCCUGAAUGGUUACCUGAUGGCUGGAAUGUGGAAUUCAGAACCCGUAAAAGUGGUGCACUUAUGGGAUCUGGAUAUAAGUGUUACAUUGAUCCGUUGAAUGGAUACAAAUUCUACUCAAAACCAGAGGUAUUACGAUAUCUUGAAACUAUAAAGGACAAGGAUAACAGCUGCACUUUAAAGAAGGAGAAGAAACGCACCAACAUGCAUUCUCCAACUGAUGCUGUGGUUGAGAAGUCUACCUUGGAGGAUUUACCACCUGGAUGGGUAAAAGAAGUAAAGAUUAGGAAGAACAGCAAUGGCAUUCGGAAAGAUCCGUUUUAUAAAGAUCCAGUGAAUGGAUAUGUAUUUCGUUCUAAGAAGGAUGUCCUGCGCUAUCUUGAAUCUGGAGAUAUACGUUCAUGUGCAUUUAGGCCAAGUAGAAGGCAAAUCCAAGAUGAGGACAACUUAACUCCAUCACCUGCUGCCAAGGGACAGAAAUGGAAGCGGUCUGCAGCCAAACAACUUUCUGUAGCCUCAAAAAUGCUUAAUAAAAGCAGCUUAAACUUGCCAGGUGUUAGCAGCUCAGGGAAAGGGCAAGAUGGGAAUGUGCGAUCUGGAGUGAUGGUUGCUUCAGUUCUCACUUGUGAAUCUGCUGUAAAGAUGCAUGAUGGAGCUGCAAAUUCUUCUGAAAUGAAGAAAGCAUCUGACCCAGCUAGCUCAGAACUACCAAAAAAUGAAUACUUGAAAGAAUCAGAAAAAGUACCUGCUGCAGGUGGUGUGGAAGAGAAGGAACAUGUGAAUAUGACGGAGAAUGCUAAUGAAAAGAAUUACAGUAACCAUAGUAUAUCCAAAAACAAGGAGUUCAAUGUGCGUCAUCGGUUUUCACCAAGACUUGCUGGAAUUAAACCUGUUCAGUCAGUCAACAAUGUGAUCGAUGAACAGACUCUUCAGGUUCCAAAAAGAAACUCGAGGAAAAGUAGAGACACUCUAGAUGUUGAUAUGGAAAAUAAAUUAUCUCAGCAUUUCAAUGGUGUCCCAGAAAUUGAGCACAUGCAUGAAAUGCAACAAGAGGUAAAGAACAUAAGCAACAAUAUUUCUGAAGACCAAGCAGUUUCCAAAGAACAGCCAUGUCAACAUGAAACAGAUAAAAUAGAAGACAAUGAGCCAGAAAUUCAAACUAACUCAAACAAAUCAAGUAAUAAGAAAGGGAACCACAUCCCUCGUCGAGCUUCAAAACGAUUAGCUAGAAUUGAACACGAGUCAACGAACUCCAUAUCCUGUGUAGAAGCAACCAAAUAUGAAAGCAAAAGUUCUGAGGAUGAGGUCAACGUGGAAUUGCAGCAAAGUGAGGGUGGGUCAGUUGCAGUGCUUUCUGAUCAUGCACCAAUGAAUGGAGAGUCAGCGAAUAAAAGAAAAAAGUCUCCUAAAAUCUCAUCUACUGCAGAAAAACAACUAAAGAAACUUGAAGAUGAAGAAAUGUAUGAUGAGAAAUCAGAACAUCAACUGUCCUUUGCAUUUCACUACUCUUGGUCUGACCCAAGCUUGGAAUUUGCAAUCAAUACCCUCACGGGUGUGUUGCCACCAGUUGAGAAUUCAGUUGAUAAUAGACCCACUUCAGUCCCUGAAACUGAGAUUCAAAAACCUUUGAUUGACAAUGUUACAGGACAAAGUGGGAACAGUCAAAACAAUUUGCUUGACACCGAUAUAGGAAGCAGGGACAGAAACUCCCAGGUACGCUCAAAUAAACCAAAGAGAAAGAAAGAGCACAAAGUGCCUAUGCGGUUAUCAAAGCGACUUGCUGGCCUUGAGCCUGAGAUAAUACCUUCUGAAAGAGCUCUUGAAUAUUCCACUCGAAAGUCAUGCAAAGAAGAACCAACUGCAACUGCUAUUUUAACUAAUCGAGUGUCUGACCAUCUUUAUGAUGAGGAGGAAACCAAGCUUACUCUUCAAGCAUCUGACAGUUUGAAAACAGAAGUACUAGGAGAAUCAUCAAAUAAGGGUGAGAAGUCAUGUGAUACCCAAACAGUUCUCAAAGAACAACUGCAGAAAGUUGAAGCUGAAAAUAUUGAUGAUGAGAUAUCGGAGCCACAAUUCCCCUUACCGUUUGGGGACUCUUGGUCGGAUCCAUGCCUAGAAUUUGCAAUCAAGACUCUCACUGGUGCUUUGCCAGUUGAUGCUGGUGCUGACGUUUUGCCUGUUAUGACUCCUGACAUUUAUGACCCACCGUAUGAGGAAUUGCAUGGGAGUGUGGUUACAAGCAUCAAUGAAGUAGCUCAUGAUAACUCAAACCAAUCACAGAACAAGAGAGAACUUAAUAUGACUAGUCAACCUGAGUUGAGGACCAGCUCCACAUCUUGUGAAAAUGCUCCUAAAUUUACAACUAGAGUCUCUUAUGAUCAAGGCAACACAAUAGGGUAUUUGGAUGGAAAACCUCAAUAUUUUAAUGCUGGAAACAUACCACAGCCUGUGCAUCAUUCUACAAAUAUAAACACACUAACAUGUGAAGAGCCAUUAAAGGAAAACGGACAAGUUUUCAAGGGUGAAUCUGUCACAGCAGGGCAACAACUGAUUGAAACUGAAACUAUAAACAAUGAUAAUUCUGAAUUGCAGUUUUGUGCGUCGUUUAUGAAUUCUUGGUCAGACCCAUGCCUAGAAUUUGCAUUUAAGACCCUUACAGGCGUGAUACCAGUAGAGGAAAAUUUACCCAUGCAAGGAUGUUUCCAGGAACCUGCUAACUAUCAUGAACGAAAGCAUGGUGGCUCAACAUUGCCAGAUUUUGGAUCUUCCAGCUUUUCUCAAAAUGAUAUUUCAUUUCACUAUGAUACAGGAGUGAAGUCAAUGCAAGGGCAGCAGUCAUCAACGAGCUCUUCAUUCCUACCUUUGGAAAAAGCAAGCCUGCAAGGUUUCCCUGAAGUUGAUCCUAAAAAACACUAUCCUCAGUGCAACAAUACUUUUCAAAAAAAGGUAAACUAGUUAUACAUUUGUUGCUACCCCAAAGAUAACUACUAUUUGUAUCUGAUUAUACUUUUGUAGACUGCAAAAUCAUUGUCAUGAAGUAUCUUUUAUAUUUUCCUGGCGACUUUUGUAAAUACAUUCUGAUCAAGGUCUGGCUUAGUGUUUUGCUUUGUUGAGAAGAUAUAGGUGAGCAAAGCAAGGAGGUACAGCAGUCCAAGUGCUGUGUUGUGAGAAGGUUAGCUAGCUACUGUAGUUUGUAUCUCUAGUUAUUUAGUUCAAGUAAUAUUAUUUCUUUCCCCUUCAGAAAAUGCUGUAAAAGGCAUCAGUUUACAAUUGCGUGUUUAGAUUAGCUUAUUUUUAGGAAAUAAUUAUUUUUUAAUUUUGUUUCUCGAGAGCUUUGGAAUUAAAAAAAAAAAAAAACUAUUAUACCAGCUCAUAAUUAAAAUACUAUAAAAAAUGGUUAUUC
Messenger RNA from Abrus precatorius (Indian licorice), 3928 nucleotides. Its product is annotated as methyl-CpG-binding domain-containing protein 13-like. The record is from RefSeq and is a predicted model, not a curated record. The coding region runs from base 421 to 3480 and encodes 1019 amino acids. Gene Ontology annotation, molecular function: DNA binding. The transcript has 8 exons. Lineage: Eukaryota; Viridiplantae; Streptophyta; Magnoliopsida; Fabales; Fabaceae.